AUGUCGUCGGAUCUCGUUAUUAUUCUGAUCACCACCGUCACUGCGUUUUUGUCUUGUUCGACUAAUGCCUUGUUACAUUCUGGGAGUGCCUCUCAUGGCGUUUCCCCAAGAGACUAUUACUUGACUACCGAUGAGCAUUGGUUUAAUCAAACCCUAGAUCAUUACUCUCCUCACGAUCAUCGCAAAUUCAGACAGAGAUACUAUGAAUAUCUUGACAACUUCCGAGCCCCAGAUGGUCCUGUCUUUAUGAUAAUAUGCGGUGAAGGUCCUUGCAGUGGCAUAGCUAAAGAUUAUAUGAGUGUAUUAGCAAAGAAGUUUGAAGCAGGUGUGGUUUCAUUAGAACAUAGGUACUAUGGGAAAAGCAAUCCUUUUAAUUCAUUAGCUACGGAGAAUCUGAGAUACCUUUCAUCCAAACAAGCCCUUUUUGAUUUGGCUACUUUCCGUCAACAUUACCAGGCAAGCCUUGGUUUCAUUUCAUUCCAUUCACGGAAUCAUAUCAUUAUGUUAGAGAAUUAUCAUUUAUGGAUUUUGUUAAUGCAGGAAGGUUUGAAUGUUAAGUUGAAUAGAAGUAGUGGUAGUAGCGACAACCCGUGGUUCUUCUUCGGGAUUUCUUAUCCUGGAGCUUUAAGUGCUUGGUUCCGGCUCAAGUUCCCUCACUUGACCUGUGGAAGCCUUGCUAGUUCUGCAGUUGUUCAUGCUGUCUAUGACUUCUCUGCAUUUGAUCAGCAGCAGAUUGGUGAAUCAGCUGGUCAAGAAUGCAAAGAUGCACUACAAGAGACUAAUAAACUCCUGGAACUAGGGCUUCAAGUAAACAGAAAGGAGGUGAAAGCCCUCUUUAACGCCACCGAGCUUCACGUUGAUGCUGAUUUCUUAUACUUAACCGCUGAUGCAGCGGUUAUGGCGUUCCAGUACGGAAAUUCAAAUAAACUAUGUGUCCCGCUUGUUAAAGCAAAGAAGAACGGUUAUGAUUUAGUGGAAACAUAUUCUAAAUAUGUUAGAGACUAUUGCAUGAAAGAUUGGGGCCUACACGUAAGACCAUAUAACCGGAAACAUCUGAGAAACACUGUUAUUACCGCCGAGAGUACAUAUCGGAUAUGGUGGUACCAAGUUUGCACAGAACUAGCAUAUUUCCAGGUGGCACCUGCAAAUAAUAGCGUUCGAUCUCAUCAAAUCAAUACAGAGUACCAUUUGGAUUUGUGCGAGAGCCUUUUUGGUGAAGGUACAUAUCCUGAAGUUGAUGCAACAAACCUCUACUAUGGAGGCCAUAAAAUCGCGGCAACCAAAAUCAUUUUCACAAAUGGGUCACAAGAUCCAUGGCGUCAUGCUUCCAAACAGACCUCAUCUCCUGAGUUGCCUUCUUACAUCAUGGAUUGUCAUAACUGUGGCCAUGGAACUGUUCUACGAGGAUGCCCCCAAUCUCCAAUGGUCAUUGAAGGUAAAUCAAAUAACUGCAGCUCACCUGAUGUUGUAGACAAAGUGAGGCAACAGAUGGUAGAACAUAUCGAUUUGUGGUUGUCUGAAUGUCGCGGAUCUACCAGGAGUUCUAAGUAA
Molecule: messenger RNA, 1551 nt
Organism: Eruca vesicaria subsp. sativa (arugula)
Lineage: Eukaryota; Viridiplantae; Streptophyta; Magnoliopsida; Brassicales; Brassicaceae
Source: the annotation of a GenBank genome assembly